Messenger RNA from Symbiodinium natans, 1770 nucleotides. The record is from the annotation of a GenBank genome assembly. Lineage: Eukaryota; Dinophyceae; Suessiales; Symbiodiniaceae.
AUGGACGGCAGAAGAUGUCAAGGCCUCGAGAAAACGGCACCUUCUCUGGAGGAGCUGGCGAUUACGGAGGACAUGCUUUUUCCAUCUCACAUACCUUUGGCAUGGUCCUGCGAGGAAGAUUUUUUCUACGAGGAGGAUGGUGAUGAGGCCAUGGAGCAGCAGAGAUGUUGCACCGAAGAUGUGAGCGAGAGAAACGAGCCCACUGCGAUCACCAUGUCCAACGAAGCCGAGGAGGAUGGUGAUGAUGCCAUGGAGCAGCGCAGAUGUUGCGCCGAAGUCGUCGAAGAUGUGAGCGAGUACGACGCGCCCACGGCGGUCACCAUCUCCAACGAAGCUGAGGAGGAUGGUGAUGAUGCCAUGGAGCAGCGCAGAUGUUGCGCCGAAGUCAUCGAAGAUGUGAGCGAGAACGACGCGCCCACGGCGGUCACCAUUUCCAACGAAGCCGAUGACCUGGCUUUUCCAUUCUUCAGUGGACUGGAAGGCCAUGGUGCUGCAACCGGCUCGGCAUCGUGUUUCGUCGCGACUGAUGACGACAGCGUGGGUAGCGUCUAUGCCCCGGAUGCCGCAGCAGAGGCUUUUGUCAUGCAGGACGCGGAGACGCUGCAGACAAAGAGUUCGUUUGCUAGCCCAGCUAUUGGGAUGGAGUGGCAGCCACAGACGCCAACCCCAGACUGCAAAGCUGCGGAUGAUCCGGCGAAUGCUGCAGAGACAGUGCUGGAGGAGACGCAAGCGCUCAUCAGCUCUUCCCCAAUCUUCCAGGACGCCUCAAUUUGCUUGCCAGCUGAGAGAUGCAUGACACUCAGCACUUCUGAACCUCGCAGUCCGGAUUCUGCCGCAUCGAUGCAGUGCCAGCCAGCAGUGCCAGAUGUUUCCGCCUCCCCUUGGGAGAAUGAAGAAGUUAGCCAGGUUGAGACAGUCUCCUGCAUCCAGAAAGUGUGCUCGGAUGGCUCAGUUGUGGCGCAUGAUAUGCAGCAUCAGCACCAUUUGCUGGAGUCACCUCGCGUCGACAAGAUGCAGAAUCAUGAUGAGCCUUUACCACCAGCGGUUGAUCUCAGAAAAGAAGCACCUUCAAGACGUGCAGCAGAACAUGGUGAACACGGUGCUUCGAUCAUUCGAGCCGCAGCCACCGCCCCAGAGGGUGCGAUGCCCAGGUGUCGCAGCAGUCGGUUUGGUGAAGGUGCCCGUGCUACUCAAAGGUCGCAGUCUGAAGCCAGAAGCCGUCGAUCUGCAAGGCUGCCCGAGCGAAGCCCUCCUCGGUCCGGAAAGGACCAGCUCCUGGCCGAGCGCCGGAUCCUCCAACCGCCGGAGCUGCGCCGGCUUGGCAAAGCCGCCUACUCCGAUCUCGAUGCCAAAGCCUGGAAGUAUGGCAAGGACAUUGCCGCGAGCCAAGUGCUCAGUGUGGAGCCUGCUGACACUCUGGCUUUCCCUGAGUGUCGCCACGUGUCGCUGAUGGCAAUGCUCCCUGCCUAUGCCAUGAAGGAGAAACGGGUGCCCGCGCCCAAAAUUCUCAAGGGUGCCAGCAACGAGGCAGCCUGGAACCGAGGCGGAUCGAUUCCAGCACGCGGCGAGAAGAUUCCGAACUCGGCGAGGCUCAGGCAUGGCGACGCAGUCCCUGCGCCGGGCACAAAAGCCUCGCAACUGCGGCUGCCACCGCUGUCGCCUCAUCCGGGCUGCAAGACGGCCGGCGGUGGACCAACAAGCCCAGGCGCUGGUGUUCUGGGCCUUCUUGCUGUGCGAAGGAGCCGCUCAGUGCUAAGGGAGCUGCGGUGA